GCAGCCUCCGUGCGGACUUCCGGGUCGCGGUGUUCGCAGGGAGCGCUCCGCGUAGAGCGUCGUUUCCGUUGCCGGUGUUUGCAGCUGGGGAAACCGAGGCAGUGCCAGCUUUCCCCCUAGUUCUUCCGCUCCUGUGAGGAAAACAUGUUCGUGUCUCUGUGGGAGUUUUUCUAUGGACACUUUUUCCGAUUUUGGAUGAAAUGGGUCUUACGGCAGAUGACUGGGAAAUGUGAAUUGCAACGAAUUUUUGACACCUAUGGAGGGGCACAGAGGACCUACAGAAUAGAAAAUUCCUUGACAUAUUCCAAGAAUAAGGUCCUACAGAAUGCAACACGAGUUUCCGAGAGUGAACUGGACAGGUGUAUAGCGAACAUCAUGAAGGAAAAGAACAUCUGCCCCGAGAAGGACACAAGUUUUCAGAUCUGCAUGCGGACAUGCUUACUGCAGAUAACUGGCUAUAAACAGCUCUACCACGAUGUAGAAAAUGUGAGGAAAAAGCCCUAUGACUCUGCCAAUGCACAGCACGAGAAGAUGCUCCUCAAGCUUUGGAGUCUUCUGAUGCCAACGAAAAAGUUGACGGCCCGGAUCUCUAAGCAGUGGGCAGACAUUGGUUUCCAAGGUGAUGAUCCCAAAACAGACUUCAGAGGCAUGGGCAUACUCGGACUGAUCAAUCUCGUGUAUUUCAGUGAAAACUACACCAGCGAAGCGCAUCAGAUUCUCUCCCGCUCAAAUCACCCCAAAUUAGGGUAUUCUUAUGCAAUAGUUGGAAUCAACCUUACAGAGAUGGCUUAUAGUUUACUGAAGAGCGAGGCCCUGAAGCUUCACCUCUACAACUUUGUCCCUGGGGUACCGACGAUGGAGCACUUCCACCAGUUUUACUGUUACCUUGUCUAUGAAUUUGACAAGUUUUGGCUUGAGGAAGAGCCAGAAAGCAUUAUGUACUUCAACUUGUACAGAGAGAAGUUUCACGAGAGGAUCAAAGGACUCUUGAUGGAUUGCAAUGCUGUGCUCACUUUGAAAACAUGAACCAUCCAUGUAUCUUCACUUUCUACCACAUUUUGCACACACAACAGAAUUUAUAUGUUAUUAUAGAAAUUAUCUGAUUAACUACACUCAUAUAAUUUCCUACAAAAAAUACUUCAGAAACUCUAUUUAAGAAAGCUAGCGGACAAUCAGUGUAUGUUUACAGUUGUUUAUACACUGUUCUCCAAAGGUCCCUUACCCUUCCAAAGAGCCCUUCCGGAGUCACAUGAACUACAGUUUGGAACUUGGGUCUUAGCUUGUUCGUUUAAAAGUAUAAAUCAGGUAUAUUUAUAGUUAGCCAAUUGAUCAAAAUGUGCACGAGUCUGUUGUCAUUUUAUGUGUGGUGCUCCCAAGCUGGUGUCUUUUUGAAAAUUCUGCAGGGUCAUUGUUCGCUCUGGAAGUGGCUUUUGAAUGCCCUUUGUCUUUUUCUUUCUAGGAAAAUCAACACAGGAUGCCCUCUGAGGCUUUCUUUGUGUCUCUAGCUCUUGUCAAGAUGUCCUGUCCUUGGAGCAGAGGACGCAUGACUCUGUCAGGGAGGGUGGACAAUCAUGGCUUCCUUUGAUUUUUCUGGUCACUGACUAAAGAACCAAGACGUGGCAGUACUGAUGAUAGCUUCUUAUUUAUAAGUAGCCCGUGUGGGCGGUCUUAUUGUAAGGAGUCUAGGCAUGUACUAGCCAGGUCAGUAUUUGUUUUUAUCAGCUGUAGAAGGAACCUUCCUCAGAGCCCCCUGGGAGAACCCUGCCUGUGUGUUUAGAAAGGAGGUGCCUCUGCUGAGAAAAUCUGGACUGCAUUUGAAACAUAGUUUCUUUUUCAAUAGAACUGUCUUUGAAAAUUACACAAGAAGAAAACCGAGAGCCUUUUAGACAUCUGUUCCCUAUCAUUGGUGUGUUUGUUCUGGGUAAUGUUGUAGGGACCUGGGUUAGCGGGCUGGGAGGUGCUAGCUACCAUAGCCUGGAUCAUGACUGUGCAUUUUUGUAUAGCUUUAUUCUCCAAAGUCUCAGGAGGGCAGCAGGUACUGUCGAGGAUUCUGUGAGGGGAUUCUAAUGGGGUGGUUUCCUCUUUGCACGCUUUAGAGAUUUGUUCUCAGAGCAAAACGAAAAGAGCCUAAAGAUAAGAAAGAUGAUUGGACUUGGAAGCACUGCAUACGUCCUGUGUAAACCAGUCUACAACAUGAUUGGUUAACCUAAAACAUGGUGAUGUUUUGCACAUCUUUUAAUAUCAGGUAUUUAAAGACUAGCUUAUGUGAUAGAGGAAAGUUUGCUGUUUUCUCACAAUUUGUUCAUGUCUUCUGACAAGCCUGUCUUCCCACUUGUGGGGGUUGGGAGGAGAGAGCAAGCAUGAGAGAGCGCAGUACGGAUGUCCCAUAGGAGAACGACAGCUGGAGUGUUGUAUAGCACUGUGUUGCAGAGCAUGGGUUCAAAUUGCUUUUCCUUAAGGAAGAUAAAACUUUUUUUAAAAGUAGGUUUGUUUUAUAAUGCUAGAAAGGAUUUAGCUUUUCAGUAUUAUAGGAAUUUAAUAAUUGAUUUCUUAUAGGGGACUUGUUGACCCUGGUAAUACAGUAAUUUCAUUUUUGAGAAAUCUUUUGUCACCCAGGUUUUAUGAUGUAUUGUGUAGCAAAACCCUAACAAGGAGCCCAUGGUUACCAUUAUUGUUCACUGUAUUAUAGUGUGAAGUCUUCCAUGGAAAGCAGCUGUAGUAGUCUUUAACUUUUGUGCUAAAAGUACUGAUGCAUGUAUUUUAAUCUUUGAGCAGCCUAGAUCUUGAACUGAUUUAACUCUUUAUCAGCAUAUGUAACAAAAGCAUACUUGAAGUAUGAAAGAGGAAGUAAUAAUAAUAAUAAGUAAUUAUUUCUUGGCAGAAAAAAAUCUCUAAUGAUGUUAAGAACAUAUUGUCAUGGUUUGGUUAAUGUCACAGUCCUUAAAACCUCCUUUGUUUGUACAUUACAGAUAUUGUUUGGGUUUUUUUUUGUUUGUUAAAAUUAUCAUUAGCCAUUUCAGAUAAUUAUAUAGUGAACUGAUCUGUUAGCCAAUUCCAGCUUCAAAGUUCUGAUCUUCUGGGAGCUUGACUGUCACUAGUUGUGCACUAGAAUGUUUCCCUUACUUGCAGCAGACAUCAGAACUUCAUGCAGUUUUAAAACGCAUGUUUAGAUGCUCACCUGUGUCUAGGACUUGUAAAAUUACAAUGUAGCAAUUGGUAGUAAUGUCAUUGAAGUACAAGAAAGUUACGUUAUUUUAUAUUAAAUCGAGUAGAAUCGAUGUGGAGAUGGAUUCUUGUACAUGUGACGAUGAAAAUAUUUCACCAGUGACAAGAGCAGCAUAAGAAUAGAACCACAACAUUUAACAGUUGAGAUGCUCUGAAAGACAAUCUUUUAAACAUGGGAGACACUUGGGGAUCAUGGAUCCUAGACCAGGCUCUUUGUAAAUAAAUGUUACAGUACAGGUAGGUAUAAAAAUGAACUGGCACCAUUUAUAGUUCAAAACUCAGACUGUUUUUCUUAAAAAUUUCUACCCUGUUUAUUCUUCCUUUCUAUUUUAUAGCUACUUAGAUUUGUGUUACUUUUUACGAAAAAUGUAUGCAGCAUUUAUUCUUCCCUCAGUGUUAGCCAUCAUUCAUAUCAUUCUGUCCCUUGAGAAUAUUCAGCAAAAGGGAUUUUGAUUACAAGUUUUGCUCAAAGAAAAACAAUUUCUUGGGUGUGAAAAGCAGCUCUUCAUUUCUGCAGCAGAGGGGAACAACAGCAUAGAAGAUGGAGCUUUGCCUAGGAAGGUGAUGGUUUAUUAUUGUGCUCAUAACUGGGGACCAGCAGCUGCAUCCCCAGCACAGGUGCUCUACUCUAAUCCACAAAGGAUGGUGCGUCUGGGGAGGCUUUGUCGUCAUGUUCAUGUGUACUGGCCUCUCCACACAAAUGGCUUUUAAAUGAAGAUGGCUCUUUCACACUCUGAGAAAGAUCAUGAUGUGUAUUUUUGUUUUCUGUCUCCAAUUUUUGAUGAGAUAAAAGUUUAAAUGUAGUGAAGGUAGGACCCAACAACCACAUUGACGUUGGUAGGGUAGUUCUAUGUUUUGUUAAAGUACUGACAAAUAUUUAAGCUGUAGUGUUCCCUGGAGGGAAAGCACCAGUUGGUAACUUAAAUUUUUGUCUAUUUUGCAUCAAGCAUUUGAAUUUCAUGUAAAAGCAAUAGUGUGAGAUGUGACGUCCUUUCGUUUGUGAUGUUAAGUGAGAGAAUAAAAUCACAGCUGAAACUGU
This is a messenger RNA of Mus caroli (Ryukyu mouse), 4264 nucleotides long. RefSeq names its product ELMO domain containing 2 (gene Elmod2). NCBI's taxonomy places the organism in Eukaryota, Metazoa, Chordata, Mammalia, Rodentia, Muridae. Gene Ontology annotation, molecular function: GTPase activator activity. Gene Ontology annotation, cellular component: membrane. The record is from RefSeq and is a predicted model, not a curated record.